UCCAAAACACAUAAGCUUACUCUCUCCUCUUGCCGGUGCCACAAUAAACUCUCUCUCUCUCUAUAUAUCUCUCUCUCCGACGUACAUUCCUCGCUGUUUUUGAUCUUAGGGUUUCAUGGACUCCUCAAAUUCGUGGGCUUCCACGCGCAUCUCCACCUCUUCACGCCGCCAUCAUUCUCGAUCUGAUCUGUACAUGGAGGAGAGUGAAGGGAACGAUGAUUUAAGAGCGGAGUACCUCUGCCCUUACUGCGCCGAGGAUUACGACGUCGUUUCUCUCUGUUGCCACAUUGACGAGCACCAUCCUAUACAAGCCAAAAACGGGGUGUGUCCUGUUUGUGGCAAAAAGGUAGGAAUGGAUAUCAUUGGACAUAUUACCACGCAACAUGGGAGCUUCUUGAGGGUGCAGCGUAAAAGGAGGGUUAGGAAAGGAGGCUCUUGCUCUACACUUUCUAUGUUGAGGAGAGAGUUACGAGAUGGAGCCUUGCAGUCACUUCUUGGAGGUUCUUCAUUCAUAGCUUCCUCCAAUUCUGACCCUGAUCCUCUGUUAUCAUCUUUUAUGUUCAGCCCACUUGUUGCUGAUGAGUCUUUGAGUGCAACACUUCCUGCUUCCAUCCAAGGUGCUCUUGUAAAAGAAAACUCAAAAGAUCAUUUCUUGGAAAGAAAACCUAAACAGUUACAGCUGUCAGAAGAAGAUAAAGUAGAGAACGCUCGGAGGUUUGAAUUUGU
Messenger RNA from Vigna umbellata (rice bean), 726 nucleotides. Its product is annotated as protein DEHYDRATION-INDUCED 19 homolog 7-like. The record is from RefSeq and is a predicted model, not a curated record. Lineage: Eukaryota; Viridiplantae; Streptophyta; Magnoliopsida; Fabales; Fabaceae.